AUGUGCCUGAGUGAAGUUAGAUGGUGCACCACUGACCCAGAAAAACAAAAAUGCAAUGAUAUGAAAUCAGCUUUUGCUAAAGCUCAGAUUGUCCCUUCUCUGUCCUGUGUUAAUGCGGCUUCAUCUUUAGAUUGUGCCAAGAUGGUUAUGAACAACCGGGCAGAUGCUGUUGUGCUUGAUGGUUCUUUAAUUUAUCAAGCAGGCAAACAAUUAAAACCGAUUGUUGCAGAAGUUUAUGAUCAAGGUGUGGGGACCUCUUAUUAUGCUGUUGCUGUUGUAAGAAGAAAUUCUAGCAUCACCAUAAACACCUUGAAAGGCACCAAAUCUUGUCACACAGGGUUACAGAGGACAGCAGGCUGGAAUGUUCCCAUUGGGUAUCUAAUUGAUACUGGACGUAUGUCUGUUAUGAAGUGCAAUAUUUAUCAAGCGGUGAGUAAAUUUUUCUCAAUGAGCUGUGUGCCCGGAGCUGAUAGUACAAACUUUCCGUCGCUGUGUGAACUGUGCAAGGGAGAUGAAAACGGCAGCAAUAAGUGUAAACUGAAUGACAAAGAGAGAUACAGUGAUUACAGUGGCGCCUUCAGGUGUCUGGUAGAAGGAGCAGGUGACGUGGCUUUUGUGAAACAUAGCACUGUGAAUGACAAUUCAGAUGGAAAAAAUAAAGAGGUUUGGGCCCAAAAUGUGCUAUCAUCAGACUACCAACUUUUGUGCCAAGAUGGAACCCGUGCCGAAGUUAAUGAGUGGAGACAGUGUCACCUGGCCAGGGUCCCUGCCCGUGCUGUCAUGACUCGUUCUGAUGUGGAUGGAUCUCUUAUUUAUAAGAUUCUCAAUGAUGGUCAGGCAAAAUUUAAUGAUGACAGCACUGACUUCAAGAUGUUCAGCUCUUCAGCCUAUGGUGGGAGCAACCUGCUUUUCAAAGACUCUACCAUAGAGCUCAGACCCAUCUCCAAUCAGACUUACCAAGCAUGGCUGGGAGACGAUUAUCUACAGGCAGUGAAGGGAAUGGACUGUGACCCAGAAAGUCUGCCAAAAUCUCUGCGCUGGUGCACCUUAUCCACCAGUGAAAUAUGGAAGUGUGCAGAUAUGGCAGCUGCCUUCAUAAACAAGACUUUGUACCCAUCGCUGCAGUGUGUAUCUGCUGACAAACCUGAAGCCUGUAUGGAAAUGAUACAGAAAAAAGAGAUUGAUGCUGUUACUUUGAAUGGAAGAGACAUUUAUACUGCUGGAAAUAUAUAUGGGUUGGUGCCAGCUGCCGGAGAGAGUUAUUCUGCAGGGGAUCUGACAAGUAGCUAUUAUGCAGUAGCUGUGGUCUAUAAAAGCAAUACCGAAGCCUUUACUAUCCAUGAACUGAAAGGGAAGAAAUCCUGCCACACGGGUUAUGAACGAACCGCUGGGUGGAACAUACCUAUAGGUGCUCUGAUUAAGAAGGGUUUGAUCAGGCCAGAAGGCUGCAACAUUGCAAAAGCUGUCACCAAUUUUUUCUCUGCAAGCUGCGUGCCUGGGGGUAACCAGAAAGACUUUCCAGCUAAGCUGUGUCAACUUUGCAAGGGUGAUGGGAGUGGUAAAAACAAAUGUGCAUUGAGCACUCAAGAACAGUAUUUUGGGUAUUCUGGAGCAUUUAGGUGUUUGGCAGAGAAAGCAGGCGAUGUGGCCUUCAUUAAACAUUCAACUGUUUUUGAAAAUACUGACGGACAUAAUUCAGAAGUUUGGGCAAAGGAUUUAAAGUCUAGUAACUUCCAACUUCUGUGCCCUAAUGGUGCCCGCGCUGAGGUGGAUCAGUAUGCAUCAUGUAACUGGGCUCAGGUUCCGGCACGUGCUGUAAUGGUUCAUCCCGACACCAACAAACAUGCUGUAUAUGGCCUGCUGGAUAAUGCUCAGGAAUUCUAUGCCAAUAACAUCAGCUCUGAAUUCAGAAUGUUUGACUCUUCCGCUUAUCAUUCUCAAGACUUGCUCUUCAAGGACUCCACCCAUAAAAUUGUUCCUGUACAAGAGAAAACCACGUAUCAGCAGUGGCUGGGAAAAGCCUACUUUGAGUCACUAGAAGGUCUUAAUUGCACGUCUUUAGCAACUGCUGUAACACCAGUGAAUACAUUGUUGUUGCUAAUUAGCAAUAUCCUACUCAUUAAGAUUUGCGCAUAAUUACCAGAUACUGGGUUCUUGGAAUUUGCAGUCCUAUAAUUAUGCUGUGACAAGCACUCCAGGAAAGACAAUUUUGGUUCAACAAAUGAACUUCUCUUCAGGAUGAGCCUGCGUUGCAAGCUUGCUUCGUCAAUUCACAAUUUCAUGCAAUAGUCGAAGUCUGUUCACCUCUUCAAUGAAAAAAGACAAAUCUGUAUACCCUCUAUUUAUUGAAUCAGCAUUAUUACAUUUCAUAUUUGACAUGAGCAGACUGUGUCUUUAGAUGGUUCCAGAUCUUUUAAGUAGUUUGUUUCAUUUUGCUGUGGAGAGUUAAAAAGCAGUAAUAUAAAUCAAUUCCCUUUAAAAUGUGAUAACGUUGCAAUAUUUAUUCAUUAUUUAUUCUGUUUUCUUUUUGCUGUAAAAUACUUAUGAAAUGUGUAUUUCUCCAACUUUAUCCCUAGGAAGGUUGCAGCUCUAAACUUAAAGGGACAGUCUAGUCAAAAUAACAUUUUCAUGAUAGGGCAUGCAAUUUGAAACAUAUUUCCAACUUACUUUUAUCAUCAAAUUUGCUUUUUUCUCUUGGUAUUCUUUGUUGAAGGCUAAACCUAGGUAGGCUCAUAUGCUAUUUUUUAAGCCCUUGAAGGCCUCCUCUUAUCUCAGUGCAUUUUGACAGUUUUUAUAGCUAGACAGCGCUAGUUCAUGUGUGCCAUAACACAACAACCGUGCAACGCUGCAGAAUCUGUUGGCGCUCUACAAAUACCUGAUAAUAAUAAUAAUAAACAACUUUCCAAUUUACUUUUAUCAUCAAA
This is a messenger RNA of Bombina bombina (fire-bellied toad), 2924 nucleotides long. RefSeq names its product melanotransferrin (gene MELTF). Lineage: Eukaryota; Metazoa; Chordata; Amphibia; Anura; Bombinatoridae. The record is from RefSeq and is a predicted model, not a curated record. Gene Ontology annotation, biological process: iron ion transport. Gene Ontology annotation, cellular component: early endosome; recycling endosome; plasma membrane. The transcript has 15 exons. Bases 1 to 2136 code for a protein of 711 amino acids.